CUCGCCGCCUCUCGAAACUCUCCGAAGCGGCGGCGUUCGGGUGUUUCCGGCGGCUCUCGGGUGUUUCCGGCGGCCGUCGGGGCGCUGCCUCAGGGCGGGCGCCAUUUUGUGUGUCCGCCCGCGGAGCGCGGAGCGCGGGGCGCGGGCGGAGGAGCCGCCGGGCCGAGCCCCCCGCGCCGUUCAGUGAUUUGUGCCCCCACGUUCUCCACGCCCUGCCCGUUGUCCAUGGCCGUGGAGAGCCCGAGUGUCCCCCCCGCCGCCGCCGCUUCCCCCCCCAGCCCGCACUGCACCCCCCCUUCUCCGUCCUGCCAUGGCAGCUGCAGCCUCCCCCGGCCGCCGCCGCCGCUCCAAGGGCACCAUCACGGCCCGGACGAAAGGGAGGAUGGCGAGCUGGAGGAGGGCGAGCUGGAGGAAGAUGACGGCGCCGAGGAGGCUCCGGAGCGCUCCCGUUCCCGCUCCCGCUCCCAAUCCCGCUCCCAAUCCCGCUCCCAAUCCCGGCGGGAGCGGCGCCGCAGCGGCUCCGAGGACGAGAAGGGGCAGCGGCGCCUGAAGCGCAAACGCCGCAAGGAGCGCGACAAGGACAAGCGCAGGGCCAAGAAAAAGAGGAAAUCCAAGCACAAGCGGCACGCUUCGUCCAGCGAGGAAUUCUCGGAUUUCAGCGACGACUCCGAGUUCAGCCCCGGGGAGAAGGGACACCGGAAAUACCGGGAAUACAGCCCAGUUUAUCCCCAUUCCCAGGCUCCUCGGCAGAGCCGCUCCAGGCCGGAUUCCCGCGGUUACGGCUUCGAGGAUCCCGAGGCCUUCGGCCCCAACGAGGAGGAGGAGGAGGCCAAGGACGGCUACGGAGACUUCGGAGCGGAGCUGAGCCCCUUCCGGCGCGGCAGGGAGCACGGCCAGAGGGGCAGGGGCCGGGGCCGGGCCCGCGGGUUCCGCGCUCGGGGCCGGGGUCGGGGCCGGGGGCUGGGCCGGGGCCGGGGCCGGGCCCGAAGCGACCCCGAGGAUGAGGAGGAGCCCUUCGAGGAGGAGAUGGAGUACUGCGAUCCCGAGGAGCCGCUGGGCGACGACGACUUCGACGACUACGCCAAGGAAUUGUCUCAGUACCGGCGCAGCAAGGAGAGGGGCCGGGGUCUGAGCCGUGGCCGUGGCCGGGCUCCGCGGGGCCGGGGCAGCAAAGGGCCCGGCCGGGGCCGCGGGAGAGGCCGGAGCGGGAUGGGAAAAUCUGGGAUCAACGACGACGACGACUUCUACGACGAGGACCUGGGGGAGGGGGGCGGAUACCGGCGUGGGGAGCACGAGAAGCUUCACCUGCCGGCCGACAAGAAGGGCAAGGUCAUCUGCAAGUACUUCGUGGAGGGCAGGUGCACCUGGGGCGAUCACUGUAACUUCAGUCACGACAUUGAGCUGCCCAAGAAGCGCGAGCUGUGCAAGUUCUACAUCACAGGUUACUGCGCCCGCGCCGACAGCUGUCCCUACAUGCACGGGGAUUUCCCGUGCAAGCUGUUCCACACCACCGGGCUCUGCAUCAACGGCGACGACUGCAUGUUCUCCCACGCGCCCCUGACCGACGAGAGCCGGCAGCUGCUCGACAAGAUGCUGCAGGAGGACGCGGAGGCCGGGGCGGAGGACGAGAAGGAGCUGCAGGAGCUGAAGAAGCAGGGCAUCGACCCCCUCCCCAAACCCCCCCCGGGCGUGGGGCUCCUCCCCACCCCCCCCCGGCCCCCCUCCCCUCCCCCCCCGCGGGGGCUGCCCCUCCCCCCGCCCCCCUGCCCUCCCCCCCUGCCCCUCCCCCCGCCCCUCGAGCCCCCCGACGCCCUCCCCCUCCCCCCCCCGCACCCCGACCCCUUCAAGAAGAUUCCGUCGCUCUUCGAGAUCGUGGUGAGGCCCACGGGGCAGCUGGCCGAGAAACUGGGGGUCAGGCACCCGGGGCCUCCCCCCGGGCGUUUCCCGGCUCCGGGGGGUCCCCCCGGGCCGCUCCCCCCGGAUCUGGAGCCGGGGAUGGGCCCCGGGAUGGGCCCCGGGCCCCCCCUGCUGCCCUUCGAGGAGCCGCCCCUCCCCCACCCGGGAAUGCUGCCCCUCCCCCACCCGGGAUCCUCGGGAUCCUCGGGAUCGCCGGGAUCGGCCGGAGCCCCCCUGCCCGGAUCUUCCGGAGGAUUCUACGAGGGGUUCUACCCCCAGGAGGGGCUGGAGAUGGAGCCCGGAGCCAUGGGGGACACGGAGGAUUACGGCUCCUACGAGGCGGGCGAGGGCCCGGGGGGGGAUCCCCUGUUCCCGGAGGAUUCCCUGGAUUCCGAGGGCGCGGCGGGGAGGGGAGGGAUGAUCCCGGAAUUCCUGCCCUCGGCGCAGCGGGCGCUGUUCCUGCGCAUCCGGCACAAGCAGCGGGCGCAGGACGAGCGCGGCCGGAGAGCGGCCGAGGGCGGCCGGAGCGACAGAGAGCACGAGGAGGGCGACCCCGGCAAUUGGUACUCGAGCGACGAAGACGACGGCGGCAGCAGCGUCACCUCCAUCCUCAAAUCCCUGCGCCAGCAGAGCUCCAACCGCUCCCAAAACCCCUCCGGAGACCCCCCCAGCGACCCCCGGCUCCAGAGACCCCCCCGUCCCUGCGACCCCCGGCUCCGGGACCCCCGGCUGGCCCGGAAUUCCGAGCCUCCCCCUUCGGAUCAUCCCUCGGAUCCUCGGCUGGCUCGGCACGGAGCCGCUCCCCCUCCCCAAAAAUCAGCGGAGGAUGAGGAUGGAGAGCGGAUCCUGCGGGAUAAAGCCCUGAGCAUCCCCCUGGAGGCCGUUCCCGGAUAUUCCCAGCGGGAUCCGCGCUCCCAGCUCCAGCAGUUUUCCCACAUCCGCAAGGACGUGCUGCUGAUCCGGCCUCCCUUCGCUCGCUCCGUGCUCUGGAGCCCCGAGGAUCUCAUCCCGCUCCCCAUCCCCAAGCAGGAUCCUCUUCCUCUUCCUCUUCCUCUUCCUCCUCCUCCUCCCGACCCGCGGAUUCUCCGGCCGCCCUCGGACCCUCGGACGCCUCGCCCGGCUUUGUCCGAAUCCUCAUCUUCGUCAUCCUCCUCAUCCUCCUCAUCCUCGGCUCUUCCCGACUUCGAGCUCCUCUCCCGCAUCCUCAAAAGCGUCGCGUCCUCCUCGCCCGGGGACAAACCCAGCGACCCCCGGGUGAGGAAAACCCCCAGCGACCCCCGGCUGCAGAAACCCUCGGAAUGUGGAGAUUCCCGGCUGCAGAAAUCCUUGGAAUGCGGAGAUUCCCGGCUGGAAUGCGGCGAUUCCCGGCUGGAAUGCGGCGAUUCCCGGCUGGAAUCCGAGCCCAUCGCUCCCUACGACCCUCGGCUGAGCUGGGGGGGAGGCUCCGGCCCGAGCAGCGUCCUGAGCGCCAUCAGCCUCUACGACCCUCGGACUUGCAGCUCAUCCAAAGAACCCCAAAACGAUGGGAAUUCAUCCCAAAAAAACCCCGGGGAAGGGGGGAAAAGAUUCCCCCGGGAUCCUCCCCCCUCGGCGGCGCGGCAGCGCUCGGCGCUGGAGCAGGCGGAGGAGGAGGAGGAGGAGGAAGCCGAGAGCUCGGACAGGUACAACAGCUACAACCGACCACGGGCAGCCAAAAUCGGGGAGGGGGUUUUGGGGGUCCCCUCGGGGGUCUCGGGGGUCCCCUCGGGGGUUUUGGGGGUCCCCUCGGGGGUCUCUCACAGCCCCCCCGUGUUUGGGGUGAGCCCCAGCAGGGAGGAGGACGGGGAUAAAUCGCUCAAGGAUGUGUUCAAAGGCUUCGAUCCCACGGCGUCGCCGUUCUGCCAGUGAGGAGGAGGAGG
Molecule: messenger RNA, 3794 nt
Organism: Poecile atricapillus (Black-capped chickadee)
Lineage: Eukaryota; Metazoa; Chordata; Aves; Passeriformes; Paridae
Gene: ZC3H4
Product: zinc finger CCCH-type containing 4
Exons: 14
Coding region: 226-3783 (1185 amino acids)
Biological process (GO): negative regulation of DNA-templated transcription
Cellular component (GO): nucleus
Molecular function (GO): metal ion binding; RNA binding
Source: RefSeq, a predicted model, not a curated record